GCACGCCGUACCCAUUUCGUGUGAUUUAUUCAAAUUUGCGGUGAUUCAUCUGUGCAAUUACGACUGCAGCACGAAAGUGGAUGCAAACAAUCUACCGCAUCGGUGCGUCCAAUGCUACAGCUGAUGCGGAUGCUGGAUGUGAACUGACUACUGAGAGAAUGUGAGAACGGGUGCCUCCGGGUUAGUUCGCCGAUAGUUUUGUAAGUCCGAAAAAGAAGAGAAAAAAAAGGAAGGAGAAAUAGUUGUGUGUGUCACGACGGGACCUAGAAAGCCGCCGGCGCAGUGUGGCUAAGAAAAAAGUGAAUGUACAUCAACGCGCGACGGAAGGGCGGCGACCGUGCGUGGAUGUCUGUCGGUGGAGAUUGUUGGCAGGUGUUGAAAGCGUGAUUACCUCGCCACCGCAGUGAUUAAACGGCGCGUGGCCUAAGGCAACGGGAUCAGAACGAAGUCACACACACGGAGGGAAAUCGCCCCGGCAACGUCAGUAUGCGGGGCAGCAUCGCCGGGAUCGAGGAUGGUAUUGCCGGCGCGAGAGUUGGUGCGAGCUACCACCGGCUCCUGCUGGAGCUGAUCGACUACCUGUACGCGUCGCUGGUCGUGGCCCCGCUGGUGGUGUGCUACUGGCGCGGCACCUGGAACCUGAUGGGCGACUACAUCUUCCCGUCGGACCUGACGACCAGCCUCGUCGUUUCGCUCGUCAUCGGCAUCGUGGGCCACAUCGUGUUCAACAUCUUCCAGGCGACGCUCCGGCGGCACCUGAACGCGGACAAGCACCGGAUAGCGUACUACCUCGGGUCGCGCAUGUACACCGCCAUCUACGGCGUCAUCUGCGUGAACGGGUGGCGCGGAGGCUGGCAGUUGAUCGAUCUGUACACGACGCACGAUGUGCUGUACGUGGUGCUGAUCACACUGGGCUGUAUUUUCAUCCUGGCCUGCCUGAAGGGCGUGCGGAACGUCAUGGGCACCCCGUUCCUAAUCAUUAACGACUCGCGGCGGGAGUACUUCGACGUACCGACGUACUUCAAGCUAACGGGCUCUAAAGAUCCCGGCCUAUACGUGCUCGAUUGCAUGUUCUCCGUACUGGUGAUUGGUUCGCUGGUCGUCUUCGUUUGGCGCGGCCUGUGGGUACUGCUGGACCUCAAACUUUUCCCCCACGAUCAGGGCACCUCGGCGUGGGCCUCAGUGAUUAUUGGCUAUGGUGUGACCGGAUUGACCUUCUCGCUGCAGCCCUUAAUGCGGUGGACUUGCGAUCGCCUCACCGGGUUCUGGCGCGUGGUCGUCGCGGACUUUUUCCUGUUCUUCAGCUUUAUCGGCACAAUCAACGUGUGGCGAGGCAUUUGGCAAGCGCUAGAUACAUACUUCCUACCAGAUGAAAAACUGCUAAGCAACUGGAUUACACAUGCAGUCUCGCUUCUGCUGCUGAUCCUGCUAAACUGCUCCAACUCGGUGCUGGUUCGCGGUGUCUACAUCGACGCGGAGGAACCGGCCGGCCAGUGCGUCGUGUUUCCGGUGUACUACAUUCGGCUAUUCUUCCAGAAGGAGCGCAACAAGAAACAGCGCCGCCUGUUCGAAGCCCUCGAACGGGCCGAUCUUAACAACACUGGCGGGGUGGUGCAAGACAAGAAGCCCCCGCAUACACAUUUCCAUCAGCAGCAUCAACAACAGCAGCAGCUACAACAGCACCAAAAGCAGGAACACCACAUUGUGGCCGACCAGAACCAUCAGGUGAUCCGGAACCUGGAAGCCGUACCGCUGACCAUCAUCGACGAUCCGAAGAGCAACGGCGAUCACAGCAGUCACGUGCCGACAAAGUGAGCCAAAUUAGGAUCGAAAGGGGGGCACACCCAAAGGGUGGACGCAGCUGGUCCACUUUAAAGCACUGAAGAUAAACCAAUAGCAGAGCUAUUGCGGGCGAACGCUCCCCCGUAACGUAGUCCGGGGUAUUUUUUAAACAUCGAGGUAUACCAUAUCCACUUCUGGUGAGAAGUGUACGCACGUCUCUAUUCUUAUUAUUGCAUUCCUAAACCACCAUUAGCCAGUAUGUGUAAUGUAUCGAAAAAGGCUUGUAGAAUCCGAAACAGAUCGGUUAAAAACAUAUGCGAAAAAUUGUUAAGUAAAAAGAUACCUUGCUACUUCGUCUAUGUCAUGUUUGAAGGAAGCCUUUGAAUAAAAACCAACACCCAGCAGUAUGUCUGACGAAGGAUGUGUGUAAUAGUCGUAUAAGUAAGCGUUAGGUAUGUUAGGAUUUUUUUUUUCUAUCAUCUAAGGACCCAUACUCGCUAAGCCGACUGUGCGCACUAUACUUUAGCGAUAAGUAUCGAUUUGCGGAAAAAGUGUACGAACAAAGGGAGUACCACUAGAAAGCGCCCAAGCACUCCUUUUUAUUUAUAAAUGCAACAUAUGUUUUUUGUGUAUAUAAUAG
Molecule: messenger RNA, 2422 nt
Organism: Anopheles coustani
Lineage: Eukaryota; Metazoa; Arthropoda; Insecta; Diptera; Culicidae
Gene: fusl
Exons: 5
Coding region: 487-1815 (442 amino acids)
Biological process (GO): neuron-neuron synaptic transmission; neuromuscular synaptic transmission; clustering of voltage-gated calcium channels
Cellular component (GO): presynaptic membrane
Source: RefSeq, a predicted model, not a curated record